Molecule: messenger RNA, 2900 nt
Organism: Gekko japonicus
Lineage: Eukaryota; Metazoa; Chordata; Lepidosauria; Squamata; Gekkonidae
Gene: GLIS1
Product: GLIS family zinc finger 1
Exons: 11
Coding region: 48-2663 (871 amino acids)
Biological process (GO): regulation of transcription by RNA polymerase II
Cellular component (GO): nucleus
Molecular function (GO): RNA polymerase II cis-regulatory region sequence-specific DNA binding; DNA-binding transcription factor activity, RNA polymerase II-specific
Source: RefSeq, a predicted model, not a curated record
CAUGUAGGAGACUUUGUCCAAGACCCGUCCUGUAGAGGGAUACCAAUAUGCACUAUGAAGUGGCAGAUUAUUCCAAGUCCGGCAGCAGCACAGCGUUCUUUGAAGUCCUCGACAAGUGCCAAGUCUUGCCUAUGAAGGAGCUGCCUUCAGUGACUGGUUCUAACAGUGGUCGAGCAUUCGUGAAUUCCCAGAUGUCCUUUAAAAUUACUGUCAGCAAUGGCAGCGAGAGCGUUGAAGCACAGCACAGCCCACCUGAGCUGCCGAUGCCUCUGCUAGAUCUCUUUCCUAAAAGACCCAGCAUAUUUGAAAGAUUGCCUAUUCUCCAGAGGACUCAGGAGACACGGUGCCCUAAAAGUGGCCGAGAAUAUUUCCAGCAGAAGGUGAAUGGUGGCUACAAUCACUGUAAUUCAAUAUCCGAGAAGAACAACACGAUGGACGUGGAGAUGACAAAUAGUGUGGGGCCUGUAUGUAGACAGAACUUGCUUAUACACUCAGGAAACUCGCUUACUCGAGACCACCCUUUGCCUUGUGAAAGACUGCUGCAUGUUAGUCAGCUGAAUUUAUCUCACUCAGAUACAAGGCCUCCCCCAUUUCAAGACCCAAGAGAUUCUACCAAUCCUUGCAUGAAUGGAAGCCACGCUACUCCUGGGAUUACCGAAGGAAUGGAACUGAGAGGCUUGGGCAGCUUUCAUCCUGAAAUAGAGCUAAUGAACAAUGGCUUUACAAAUUCACUUUCAUCAUACUUGUUUAAUAAUGAACACAGCUCCUCCCUGGGAUCAUUGUCACUCAGCAGCCCUCAAAACACCAGCCGGCACCAGGCAAGCAACCUGAAGAAGCGAUGCCUCUCCAUGCUGCCGUCUUCUGCCGAUGGGAUUGACAUUACAACUAUCAUACGUACCUCACAGACGUCAUUGGUCACCUGCGUGAAUGGACUGCGGACUAAUUCAGCUGGCAUUUCCUCUUCUCCUGGGGAAAUCACUCUCCACGGUGCUCAGAAAUCAUCUCGGCCCCAGUCUUGCUCCCAGCCUGGGACCCACUGCCAUCACCCCUCUCCGUCAGUAUGCCUUUUACCUGUUUCCAGUGACUGUGUUCGAGGGGACUGUGAUCAUUCCCAAAUGCGGCAAGCAGAAGAAAAUGCAAGCCUUUGCCUUAUAAUGAACAACACUAGUGUUCCUCAGCAAGAGGCUUCCCACAGCAACCAAAAGUUGAGUUUUUUAAAACAAGAACCACUUGACGAAUAUUCGUCUGCAACCGAUCUUUUUCAGCAUCACCAAGAGCUGCCGCCACCUUAUCAUUUACACCAACCGCGAAGCCAGGCUCAAGGGACGCUGUCUCAUUUACAUGCUUCCAUGUCUCCAAAGUCUCUUCAAAUGAGUGAGGGUGAUGAGCAAGAGACCAGCAAUGGCAAGCAGGCCUGUCGGUGGAUUGACUGUAGUGCUGCUUAUGAUCAACAAGAUGAGCUGGUUCGGCACAUAGAAAAGACACACAUUGAUCAGCGGAAAGGAGAAGACUUCACUUGCUUCUGGGCAGGCUGUGUCCGUCGAUAUAAGCCUUUCAAUGCUCGUUACAAACUGCUGAUUCACAUGAGGGUUCAUUCCGGCGAAAAACCAAACAAGUGUAUGUUUGAAGGGUGCAACAAAGCAUUUUCUCGGCUUGAAAACCUUAAGAUCCACCUGCGGAGUCACACGGGUGAGAAACCUUAUCUUUGCCAGCAUCCUGGCUGCCAGAAAGCUUUCAGCAACUCUAGUGACCGAGCUAAGCAUCAGCGAACACACCUGGAUACCAAACCAUAUGCCUGUCAGAUUCCUGGGUGCUCUAAACGCUAUACUGACCCAAGUUCCCUUCGAAAACAUGUGAAAGCUCAUUCUGCCAAAGAACAACAGGUGCGUAAGAAGCUCCAUUCAUGCUCUGAUGUUGAACAAGACAUAUUAAGUGAGUGCUUAGCUAUGCAGCAGCUCCACCCUUCCUCGCAGCACAUCUUGGAUGGGAAAUGUGGGCGAUCGAUGGGCCACCAUGACCUAAUACCAGGCAUCUACACUGGUUCCAGCACUAACCAUAAUGGACCAUCUCCCAGUCUCUUGCCAUCAUCUCAUGAUAUGCCUUCAAGGCAACGCACACUUGAGUCAGCCCUCAUCAGUACGCACCAUCAUGUAUCACCUAUAGAAGGCUCUAGAGAAGGGAUUGGUCGAAAUAUUCAUCCUCUUGUUAGUCCACUGAAAACAGUAGUUACUCCUUCAUUACUUCAGAAACACAGGUCACCUUCAUCACACAGCCAAUCUCCAAAUGGACAGCAGUUCUCGGCAAAUAAACCAUACACGCAAUUUCAAAACCAAUCUACACAGCAGGGACUACAAGGGUAUCAAGGCAGCUUUCACUCUAUACAGAACUGUUUCCACUAUGGGGACUGCUACAGGGCAAUGGAUUCAUCUGUCAACAGUGAUGGACUUUCAGGGGACUCUCAUUGCUUCAGCCCUCGGCGGCAAAAUGGUUAUCAUAUCCUCAGUGCGCCUGAAGCCUCAACAGGCUAUGAAGUUAUAUCUGAAGCACAAUGUGUAUCGGAAGAAGUAGUCAUCAGUGGGACAGAGGAGAAUAAUGGAUUCUUCCAAAAUGGCACCUUUGAUCACUGCUUUAAUCACAUCCCUCCCAUCUAUACAGAUACCUAAACCAGGCUUGAACCUUGUUUUCUUUACCAUGCUUAUAAUGCCUUUUGUAUUUACGGAAUUGUUGUUCAACUAUUUUUACUGUAUUUAGUCUGCAACAUUGUAUGUGCUCAUUUAAGUCAACCCUUCACAUUUACCAACCCAUUUUAUAAAGGAAUAUACUGUAUAAUUAUUGGAACCUAUUCUUUUGCUGUGGCACUUUGAAAAUGAUUCUCUUAAGGGAAAAGGAAGAGCAUCUGA